AUGGCUCCUCAAGUGAUACAGUGCGAUCACUCGACCUGGCUGCAUCCAUACGAAUCGAUCACAUCAUUCGCAGACAUACACCAUCUGGAAGAUUUGAAACGGCGACAGAUAGCUGUGGUAGGGGAUGUUAGGGAAAUGUUUUUCCAACUUCUCAUUCGUGCCUGGGAUCGUCAAUCGCAAUGCUUCGUAUGGCAUGAUAACCCAUCACUACCAGUCGAAGUCUACGUGAUCGAUGUUGCCACUUUCGGUUCAACGUGCUCACCAUGCUCGGCGCAGUACGUAAAGAACCGGAAUGCAGAGGAGUACAGAACAGAAUUUCCAGAAGCCGUCGAAGCAAUAAUCAACAACCACUACGUCGAUGACUACCUCGACAGUAGGGACACCGAAGAAGAGGCAAUCCGAAUAGCGUCAGACGUUAAGCAAGUUCAUGCAAAGGCUGGGUUCGAGCUCCGUAACUGGUUGUCAAAUUCGGAAGAAGUUGUUCGACGAGUCGGGGAAAGCUCUGCAAGCGAAUGCAAAAGCUUCGCGACGGACAAGUCUACAGGGAUCGAAAGAGUCCUCGGCAUGCGAUGGCAGCCCAUCAAAGAUGAAUUCACCUUCAAACUUUGCUUGCGGGAAGACGUUGCGCAGUUGUUGGAUGGCGAUACGAUUCCGACCAAUCGAUGGCGUCAGUGGGUGCAAGCAAUUAAAAGACUGGAUCGAGAAACGGUGCCGCGAUGCUACUUUCCAGGAUACAGCAGUGCCGGCUUGGACAACAUAGAACUACAUGUAUUUGUGGAUGCAAGUCUAGUAGCGUUUUCUUGCGUGGCAUACUUCCGUAUCAUCGAUCAAGGACAAGUACGCUGCGCAUUGGUGGCAGCAAAGUCCAAGGUAGCCCCGUUGAAACCACUGUCCAUUCCACGACUGGAAUUGCAAGCGGCAGUUCUUGGCAGUCGCCUGAUGAAGUCUGUUCAAGAGAGCCACACAUUACCUAUUCGACGUCGAAUGAUCUGGAGUGAUUCAAGCACGGUCUUGUCAUGGAUCCAGUCGGAUCAACGUAGAUAUCGACAGUCUGUCGCAGUGAGAGUCGGUGAAAUCCUGAGCGAAACCAGUGUAGACGAAUGGCGGAAAGUUCCGGGAAAGCUGAACGUGGCUGACGAGGCAACAAAAUGGGGAGAAGGACCAUGCUUCAAAAACGGUUCUCGGUGGUUUACGGGUCCCGAGUUCCUGUACAAGGCUGAAUUGGAAUGGCCAGGAAACGAGCUACCAGAACCGAACAUACCAGAGGACUUAAGAGUCAUCCACGCACACCAUCGUGAAAUCACGGAACCGUUGAUCGACUACAGACGUUUCUCCAAGUGGGAAAGACUCCAGCGAGUAACUGCGUACAUGCUCCGUUUCUGUGCUAACUGUUCUGGAAAGGUGCGUGGAGAAAAAAUAGAAGCCGGUGAAGUCUUGUCGCAGGAAGAGCUGCAGUUCGCGGAAGAAACACUCUUUCGCUGGAUACAAACGGAAACGUAUCCCGACGAGAUGAUCGCAGCUGAAGAACAACAUCAACGAUUUCCGGACCAAGCCCCCAGACUCGAGAGAACCAGUCCACUCUGCAAAUUGUCACCGAUGUUGGACGAAACAGGAAUGCUGCGGAUGGAUGGACGUAUUGGUGCCACUCAUUACGCAACGUACGCCGCUAGAUUUCCGGUUAUUCUGCCAAAAAACCACUACGUCACUGAUCUUAUCCUGAACUGGUAUCAUCGACAAUACGGUCAUGGGAACUCUGAGACUGUGGUGAACGAGGUAAGACAGAGGUUCCAUGUCUCCAGUUUGCGAAAUGCUGUCCGCAAAGUAGCAAAGACAUGCAAGUGGUGUGUCGUUCGAAAGGCCACGCCUCAACCUCCUCGUAUGGCAUCGCUUCCAGAAUGCAGGCUAGCAGCGUACAUUCGACCGUUCACCUUCGUGGGUAUGGAUUAUUGUGGACCGUUCUUUAUCCGGAUUGGCAGAGCAAGUGCCAAGAGAUGGGUGGCUCUGUUUGUUUGCCAGACGGUACGGGCCAUCCACCUUGAAGUAGUGAACUCAUUGUCUACAGAAUCCUGCAAAAUGGCGGUGAGGCGGUUUAUCGCUAGAAGAGGUGCUCCGCAAGAGAUCUAUAGCGAUCAGGGCACGAACUUUCAGGGCGCAAGCAACGAUUUGAAGCGGGAGAUAGCCCAAAUCAACAGUUCAUUGGCCAACACAUUCACCAACCGGAAUACGUCGUGGCGGUUCAAUCCGCUUAGUUCGGUCCGUCAAGACCACAGAGAAACGGUCAUCAAGGAGUGCGCGGAAAAGGGAAUCCAGUGGCAUUUCAAUCCACCCAGUGCACCACAUUUUGGAGGACUGUGGGAGACAGCUGUACGGUCAGCUAAAACCCACUCGUUCAAGGUCGUUGGAGAAACACCGUUGUCGACCGAAGAUUUGACCACACUUCGGGUGCAGAUUGAAGGUUGUCUCAACUCACGACCGUUAACGCCGAUAUCCGAUGAUCCCACUGAUUUUGAGCCUCUGACGCCUGGCCACUUCUAG
Molecule: messenger RNA, 2535 nt
Organism: Ochlerotatus camptorhynchus
Lineage: Eukaryota; Metazoa; Arthropoda; Insecta; Diptera; Culicidae
Exons: 4
Coding region: 1-2535 (844 amino acids)
Biological process (GO): DNA integration
Molecular function (GO): nucleic acid binding
Source: RefSeq, a predicted model, not a curated record